Molecule: messenger RNA, 2513 nt
Organism: Conger conger (European conger)
Lineage: Eukaryota; Metazoa; Chordata; Actinopteri; Anguilliformes; Congridae
Gene: gpatch4
Product: G patch domain containing 4
Exons: 8
Coding region: 147-1514 (455 amino acids)
Biological process (GO): regulation of ribosome biogenesis
Cellular component (GO): nucleolus
Molecular function (GO): nucleic acid binding
Source: RefSeq, a predicted model, not a curated record
UUUCUGGUGUCAUGUCAGCUUGCAUAACCGGCAGCAUGCUUUAGUUCUGCGGUUAUUUAAUUUGAACUUGUAAUAUUAUAAUGAAAAUAUGAACAAUAAGAAUAUCUUAUCAGUCGAUUGAAGAGCAGUUCUUAAUAUCUGAAGAAAUGGCAGAUGCUGUCGAGGAAAAAAGUCGAGGGCUCAGGUUCGCCGAACAACAACUGCUUCGACACGGUUGGGAACAAGGAAAAGGUCUUGGCAGGGAUGAGAAUGGAAUUUCAGAAGCCAUACAAGUCAAAGUGAAAUGUGACAAGGGAGGGGUUGGUCAUAGUCAGGGGGAGCAGUUCACCUUCCACUGGUGGGACCACAUCUUCAACAAGGCCUCCUCCAACCUGGUAGUGGAGUCUGACCAGGAUGGUAUUAAGGUGAAGAAGGUCAUGGGCGAGGAAGAGGAGGGUAUGAUAUCCAACAAGAAGCCCCGCAAAGCAGAGCUGGCCAAGGCCAAGCUCUAUGGACGCUUCGUCAAGUCAGGCACCCUUUGGUCAGAACAAGCAGACAACAAGCCUUCCUCUUCAGAGGACAGCAGUGAAUCAGAGGAUGAGGACCAAAGACUAGACCUCUCUUCCACCACCAAGCUGUCUGAUGAAGCUCUUGUGAAGGCUUGUGGGGGACGCACUGCACACAAAGGAGCCAGGCAUGGCCUCACCAUGAGUGCUAAGCUAGCCAGGCUGGAGCAACAGGAACUGGAGUUUCUGGCAAAGUACGGCAAGAAGAGCCAAACUCCAAAUAUCACCAGCGGUGAGACCAUCUCCAACUCUGUUGCUCUUAGUCCCAAGGGAGAAGAGCCUGAGACGGAUGAGGGCAUGGGCAAGAAGAAGAAGAAGAAAAAAAACAAGAGAAAUAAAAUAUGUGAGGAUGAAGCAGGGAGAGUGGUGAAAGAGGAUACGCAAGCAACUGCACUUCCUAAAAGGGACGAGCUGGCCAUUGUUCCAGAAAAGAGGAGGGGGCCCUCUAAGGAGAAGCAUGAGACUGUGGUUGAAGGACAAUCGAGCAUUCCUAGUUCCACCCAGAAAAUCUACAAAAAGAAAAAACAUUCAGUUAAGGAGGAGACAUCGAUAGGAGAAGGAGAAAACUGUGGUUCUGAGUCUGGGGUAAAAACGAGUAUGAGUGUCUUUACAGAGCUGGCGGGGGAGCAUGCUUUGAUUCCUGAGGUAAACGGUGACAAAAAAGUUCACAAAAAGAAGAAACAUACCAAGAAUAAAGUAGCGCCAUCUGUGGAAAUAGACUGCAGCAAUGGUGCAGAAUCAAACAAGGCAGAGACUGUUCCCAAAAAGAAGAGGAAAGUUUGCAGUGAUACGAACAUCCUACAGCUUCAGCAAGAGGAGAAGCAGAAUGCACAACAAGUGGAGAAAAGGAAGAAAAAAAGAGCAUGUGAAGUGCAGGAGAAGGUGGAAGAUGGUGGAGAAGAUGAGGUCAGGGCCGUUAAAAAAAAAAAAAAAAAAAAAGGACUCGUGAGCCUGAACAUCAUUGACUGAAAAGGGGCUAGGAAAUGGGAAGUGGAAGGAAAGAGUGUUUAAAAAAAAAAAAAAUUAUUCAGCUGUAGCUCUGUGCCAUUACAUUACAUUACAUUACAUUACAUUACGUUAAUGGCUCUUAUCCAGAGCGACGUACAGUUGUUUAGACUAAGCAGGAGACAAUCUACCCCUGGAGCAAUGCAGGGUUAAGGGCCUUGCUCGAGGGCCCAACGGCUGUGUGGAUCUUAUUGUGGCUCCACCGGGGAUCGAACCACCGACCUUGCGAGUCCCAGUCCUUUACCUUAACCACUACUCUACAGGCUGCACUGUCCCUCCCAUAUCCUUGGAGCUCUAAGACGGACUGCCUUACAUAGCUCUGAGACAGGUUAUAGUUGGGUCAUAUAUAGAAACAGCAGAAUGACAUUGUUCUGUUAGAAAUUAAAACAGGACUUUGAGUUGAGACUGAACUGUUGGGUCAAGCUGUGUAUUGGUUUGCCCAAUAUAAUUGCAAUUUCUGCAUUGGUUUUGUGCCAAAGUGGGCAGCCAUGGCUCUCAGUGUUUUUAUUCACUUCAACUACUCAGCAAAUUGUCCAAUGCUAUGAAAUAUAAAGUUAGUUUUUAAAAUAACAGUGUUUAAAAUGAAUUGGUGUUAAAAUAAAUUUCCAAUGUGUACAGCUAAGAUAAUGCUCAUUUGAAGGUCAUUAUUUUAGAUUGUCCAGUAUUAGAGGAUUUCUUUAUUCAGAUGUUUCAAUUCUGCUCCAUCUCUGGUCCUGAUAGUGUUGGAUAUGUUGUGAGUCAGUGAUUACGGUAGUUUGCCAUGUCUAAUGGGAUCUUUGCACCGUUAACUCCUGUCGUGUUCUGUUCACUUUCUUCCAGUUCAGGGUGAGGCAGGCCUGGAUGAAGCUAUAUUUAUGCCUCUCAUCUAUGAAAUAAGACAAAGCCUUCAUUUGGCUCUAAUGAACUCUGUCUUCCUGGACAGCAUGGCCUUUUUUUAAAACAAUAAAAUAGAUUUUUAUCUGA